UUUCACUUUCAGUUAACAUCGUGUCUUUUAACAGUGAUAGUAAUAGAUCUUUUUUUAUUUAACAAUAAUAGACAAAAUGUAUCGAUUUGUGAUUUUAUUGUUUUUUUCGGCAGUGCACGCUCAGCUUGAGAUUAAUGGAACUUGCGAUUUAACUAAUAUUAACCAUCAUACAGUUGUCUCAGAUAAAAUUGCAGGCAAAUGGUACCAAAUAGAAAGAAUCCCAAACAGUGUGGAAAAAGGUGACUGCUCCCACACCACCUUGACAAUUGAGAUCGACAACUCAACACUAGUGUGGUCAGGGAACAAGUAUGACUCCGAAGUGGUUGAUGGAAAACUUGCGUUACGGAAUGCCACCAUCAUGAACACUUCUGAAUUAGGGGUCUGGAAUGUGACGUACCAUGAUGGUAUCUCACAAGCUGUCGUAAUUCUGGGAACUGACAACACUGAGUACCUCAUGCUGUACAGUUGUCAAAACAAUGGCAACACAUCAGCUACUAUAAGCGCAUGGAAGCUGGGGCGCAAUACGACGUACUCUCUGAGCGCCAAGAACGCCACCAACACGCUGGCAGCCAAUGCAAACAUCGCCAACACGACCUGGAAGGUGGUGUCACACUCUGAAGCGGCCUGCAAGCUGAAAGGAGGCGCGACGAAUCUGCAACUAUCGCCUUUACUGUUCCUUCUGCUAGCUCUUGGUUUAGCGAAAGAUAUAUAAUAACUUAGUUGUAAAUAAGUAUUAAAUUAAGUUAUUUGUUUCACCUUCUCCACAUGACUCUAUUAUUGUAAGUUCAGGUAAUUUUCAAACAAAGAAACUGUAAAUUAACGCUAAAUACUGUAAAUACCUAAUUUAAAAUAAACUGUGAAAACUAAAGA
Molecule: messenger RNA, 870 nt
Organism: Maniola jurtina (meadow brown)
Lineage: Eukaryota; Metazoa; Arthropoda; Insecta; Lepidoptera; Nymphalidae
Product: apolipoprotein D-like
Exons: 4
Coding region: 77-712 (211 amino acids)
Source: RefSeq, a predicted model, not a curated record